AUGGUCUCAGCCUACAAGUACGAUCUCACCAAAUUCCAGCUCUUCCAAUCCACCGUGAAAGCACUAAACCGUAAGACAAUGGAAGCCAUCGAAGAAGUCUAUUACAAGUCACUGCGCGACCCCGACGAAGGAUACUCCACACUCCGCUACAUCGAUCUCAUUGUCCACCUCAACAAACAGUAUGGAAAGCUAACCAAUGAUGAUCCCAACAAAAACUUUGAAAGAAUGAACGCGAAAUGGACACCUACACAGCCCAUUGAGCAACUCUUCCAUCAAAUCGAUGAUGCCGUCUCCUUUUCCAAGGACCAUGGCCCCAUCAGUGCAAAAGCUACCGUUCAUUCGGCACAAAAAAACCUCGAAAACAGUUGCGUCUUCCCUCUGGCUGUCAAAGAUUGGCGCAACAAACUCAAAGAAGUCCAGACUUGGGCCAACUUCCAAGUACCACCAAAGAACCACCAAAUGAACCCCUUCCUCAUCAAAGGAGACUGCAGCACAUACAUGUCGUACUGCUUCUCCCAUGGCAUCCAAUGGGACCUCAACCACAAUAGCUUCACCUGCUGGAAAAUGGAUUCAUGCAUAAUUUUCCAGGCCUGA
Molecule: messenger RNA, 594 nt
Organism: Seminavis robusta
Lineage: Eukaryota; Bacillariophyta; Bacillariophyceae; Naviculales; Naviculaceae
Source: the annotation of a GenBank genome assembly